AUGCUACUUUCGGCGCCCCGUAAACAGAGCAAGAAAGGAAACAAUACAGGCUUACUUUCCCAGAUCACGGUUCCCUUCCCAGAAACUCGUCACAAGAAUGCCGCGUUGCGACUCGAGUUCUUCAACCACCAAACCGAACACAGCCAAGGUACAACGAAGCUGGGGUUGACCGCCUGGCAUGUUAUUGGCUUCGUCCCUCCAGGUCCUGUAAGGUUAGUGUCAUCCCCGCCGGAAUCAGCCACUCACAGGCCAAGUUGUCACGGGCUCUCAGCGGCACGAUCCCCAUUCUUGGUGGAGACUCUGGAGAGCCCCGAGAAGCGUGAACCUGUCCACCCGCAGCUUUCCCCAAGUUAUCCACCGCUUCGGGUGCUGGGUGCCUCGGAACUCCACUGCCCGCCGGCAUUCACAUGUCGUAAUGCGAUCACGAGCCAGCGCCUGCUCCCCAAACUCGCCGCUUCUCCAACAACAAACGACUCAGCCUGCUAA
Messenger RNA from Colletotrichum lupini, 486 nucleotides. RefSeq lists its product as uncharacterized. The record is from RefSeq and is a predicted model, not a curated record. Bases 1 to 486 code for a protein of 161 amino acids. The transcript has 3 exons. Lineage: Eukaryota; Fungi; Ascomycota; Sordariomycetes; Glomerellales; Glomerellaceae.